CUCUCGUUUUGCAGUUUUUUAGAAGUCAUAUAUGAGAGGAUGUUUUUGCCACACGAAGAUGUUGAUGUGGUGCACGUGGUACAGGUUUCUCACCGCUGUCUCUUGAGAGCAGUGAAUGGAGGAUUCAGAGGAUUGAUGUCUCAAAACAACGUCAAACGGCUGCAGUCCCCGCGACGACAGGUGCCUUUGUAAACAAAAACACCGCAGCACACAUAUAAGACUGUCAAAAUGCACGAAAAUAUUUCCAGAAAGUGCGUUUUUCAGUGGCACAGAAAGACCAAUGGCCUUCAAAAAAUGGAAAAGAAGCGCGGCCUGGAUUACACAGACUUUGCUUAUCGAGAGGCUGUUUCUCGUUUGCGUUACCUCAUGGCGGAAUCAUAUCAUUCUCCCUACAGACAUUAUACUGCGAUUUAUGGAGAGGAACAGCGGGAUCCAGAGUCUAUGCUUGAACGCACCAGAUCUCUGCUCAGCCCUCACAGGCGACCACCUUACUACUCCUCGUUGCGCAGAGGCCUCUCCUUCAGGUCGCCGCCAAGGGUGAAAGUGGAUUCGGCUGCUGAGGACAACAACACCACCGCACCGAAUACCCCAAGGGCAGCUCCGAUGAGCGAACAGCAGCAGACAAACCCACCGGGUACAAAUUCCCUGCCGCCGGAAAUGGUGUUUUACAUUGACAAGCAGGAGGAAUAUAUUGAUCAGCUAGAAAAGGAAUCCCAGUAUUGCAGGGAGGAACUGGCGAAUCUUAUGGGGAAAAUGAAAGAAGUAAUGUCCGAGAACGAAAAUCUCUACGACAGACAAAAAUCUGGAAUUAUAAAAUCUUUGUUUGAUUGCAUUCAGUCAGAUCGUGAGGAAGAAGAGGACGAGGAAGGGGACACUGAGGCUUCAGAGCCCACACCACGGCGUAAGAAGGUGGAGAAAAAGUCAAGAAUGGAGGGACCGAAUAUUGUUUUUGAAUCACGCAUCAGUGAACUUGAAGCUCAACUGACUCACCUGAAAAUCGAAUUAAAAAAAUCUCAGGAAGAGGCGGCUAUUUACAAAGCCCGUUUGGCCAAUGAGGACUUUUCUGAUAGGCCUAAUAUUGAUUUGGAGCACCAUCAACGCCAAAUUGAAAAUCUACGCCGUGAGAAGGAAGAACUGGCAGAGACCGUUCAAAAGCUCCAAAAAACGUUAUCUGAUCUGAGAGAUCGUGAAUCCGAUGCUAGUCACAAGCUGAAGCGCAGCAAGGAAGCUGCGGAACAGGCUCACUUUGACAAAUCCCAGGUACAAUCUGAUCCAGUUUCUGAUAUGAGUGAAAUGGAAGUGCGGCGCCUGAAGGACGAGCUGGAUCGCUUGCAUCUCAAAUUAAGAGAGGCGAUUGCCGAGCAGGGCAGAAGAGCGUCCGAAGAAAGGAGCGCCGUGGAGCGAAGGUGCCAGUCUCAGGUCGAACAGCUCCAGGCAGAGCUCUCCUCUCAGUGGGAUACCACUAGCAGGUUGCAGCUUGAGGUUGAGAAGCUUCGUAGAGUUGACGCGGAACUUCGAAGAGAGUUAGCCAAUAAAAAUGCAACCUUAGAUGACUUGGCCAAGGAAACGCAGUCCAAGAUUGAUGUGUUGCAGGGAGAAUUGAGUUCGGCCCUUAUGCAGCACACAAGUUUAAGUCAAGAGCUUGCCUCUGCCCAGUUGGCAGCUGAGAGAGCUGAUAGGGAAGGGAAGCAGGACAGCAAGAGACUGGGCGCCGAAAUUUUAGCUUUGAGGGAGAGACUUGAAAGGGCGGACGCGGAAACCUUGCGGGCGCGGCAAGAGGCCCUGAGGCUCUCAGAGCAGCUUGCCGCUCUCGAUAGAGAGAUCGGCAUCAAAAUGUCUCUUUUUCGACUAAACAAAUCGCGGGUGGGGUUUCAGAUGACCCUUAACAAGACCAAAGAUAUUAUCGCUGCUUCCCCCAACCCUCGGGAUCAGGAUUUUUCUAACAUGAUCUCCAACAUGGAGACUAAACAUGUUGAAACCGUGUCAGAACUAGAAGGCAUGAUUCAGUCACAAAACCAAGUGAUGGCCAAACUGAAAGAUGAGUGCCACAAUCUCACACAAAGAUUGGAAGAAUCCUCCAUGCGGCACAAGCAGGAAAUGGUUGGGCUACAAAGUAAUAUAAAUUACCUCACAGAGAAGCUAGAGUCCUCCCUGGGGGCGCAGAAAGAUUAUGAGAUCCCUUCUUACACCUCCCGAGCCAGCACCGAGCAACCAACUCCAAUGGUCUCCAACUACGACCUGUCCCCUGCAGCUGUCGUUCAGCAGCUCCGAGAGGACUAUGAGCCCUCUCGGGUCCUCAGCGGAAGCAUCAGUGGUGACAGCUAUUCAUACCAGCCGACUGCAGCCGGAGGAAGCGGUCUUACUGAGGCUUUGUCAGGACGAGUGGAGGACCAGCUGGAGUCCAGUCCAGCCGUUUACGAGCAGCAGUACGAGGAGCCCCCUCGGCGCACCAGUUACGAGCCCCAGUACGAGCCUCCCGAGCCUGAGCAGUCAGCCAUACAACCGGAGCCCCCUGAACGACCCCCCAACAAAACUCUGAGUCGUGGCCCUAGCUAUGAAACGGUUCACGAGGCCCCCCGUUUAGUCAGCAGCAGGCCUCCUUCUGGGGGCUCAAGCAGGACUCCAUCGUCGCCAUCAGCAAGGGGUCGCGGGGUCAAACAACCAUGACCCGGGGUGGGCACUGCAAGGACGCGUCAGGGCAUUCGAUAGCACCCGUGAAGUCUUUGUAGGCACAAACUGAGCAGCCACUGAACGGAUUUGGCUUUUUGACGGUUUUUUGGGAGGGAAAAUGAUUUGUUUGGCAAACAGGAGGAAAGUAAAACAAAUUCAAAAAAAUAUAUUGAAUAUAAUGUUGAGCAAGCAAAAAUUUCAUCUCAAAUUUUUGAGAAUUUUAAUAUGGAAUUUUUAUUGUAAUUUUUUUUAUAGAUUUAAAAAAUCAUACUGCUGGUUGUCAGCUCAUAUAAUUGGCACAAAAUCAAUGCACUUAUUGCUAGUUGUUAACUCAGGUAGUUUAAUAGGUGUACAUUAAAUUAGAAAUUGCGUCUAUUUGAUUGAGAGAGGCAAAAAUUACUCCUCAUAUUUGUUGCCAUAUUUUUACCAAAAUUAUCUUGGAUCAAAAGAUUUUCGAAAACAAAAUUGUUUCAAAUUUGAGUAAAUAAACAAAAAUAUUUCAUGAAAUCUCUGCGCUGUAAGUUUGAGCCACACAAGUGAAUAAUACGAUUUAAAAUGAUUUUAUUGGCACGAUUAUCGCAUUGAGAAGAAAGAAUUGCGCAUGUUAUUCAGUCUGGUCUGGUAUGUAAUUCGAGCCAAG
Neocloeon triangulifer is the source of this 3310-nucleotide messenger RNA. Its product is annotated as serologically defined colon cancer antigen 8 homolog. Gene Ontology annotation, biological process: establishment of cell polarity; tube formation; neuron migration. The transcript has 12 exons. NCBI's taxonomy places the organism in Eukaryota, Metazoa, Arthropoda, Insecta, Ephemeroptera, Baetidae. The coding region runs from base 229 to 2667 and encodes 812 amino acids. The record is from RefSeq and is a predicted model, not a curated record. Gene Ontology annotation, cellular component: centrosome; centriole.